AUGAACAAAACCUCUCCCUCCUACUACGCCACUCGAGACUUGCUAGUGCUUAGCCAGCUCGUUUAUGAAGUCCAUCCGGCCGAAAUCGACUCCGCACAUAUGGAGAUCAUUACCCGUCGCUGGGAAACAACUCUUGCCACUCAGCUCUCCGUCAACCAGGGAUUGUAUCCCGAGACUGGGUUCGCCGUCUCUCCGGAAGAAGUGGCCCAGUUGUACUUGAACUUGCUCGACGAGUACAAAAUAUCUAUGGUACAAGAGGAACCCGAAAUUUUAGAACCCACCAAGCCAAAACAAAAGAAAGCGCAGAAAGUGUCGUACACAGAGUUGUUAGCGAACCAGUUGUACGCGAAGCGGUUACAGGAGAUUGACGAGGCCUUGGAAGUGGAAACCGAAACUUUCAACGCUGAAUUGAAAAAGUUGCAGGCCAUUGUGGGGGAGUAA
This is a messenger RNA of Babjeviella inositovora NRRL Y-12698, 441 nucleotides long. RefSeq lists its product as uncharacterized. The record is from RefSeq and is a predicted model, not a curated record. Bases 1 to 441 code for a protein of 146 amino acids. NCBI's taxonomy places the organism in Eukaryota, Fungi, Ascomycota, Pichiomycetes, Serinales. The transcript has a single exon.